Suillus subalutaceus is the source of this 3349-nucleotide messenger RNA. RefSeq names its product CHAT domain-containing protein. The record is from RefSeq and is a predicted model, not a curated record. NCBI's taxonomy places the organism in Eukaryota, Fungi, Basidiomycota, Agaricomycetes, Boletales, Suillaceae. Gene Ontology annotation, molecular function: protein binding. The transcript is spliced from 6 exons. Bases 356 to 3349 code for a protein of 997 amino acids.
AGUGGUUGGUGAUCUCGAUUCCCAGCGCUUGAUGUCAUACCAGCGUCUAUCGUGCCGACUCCAGCGACAACAUGGAAAUACACGUGCACUGCAGCAUGUUCUGGCCUGAAUCCUAGGCGCCAGGCCUCAACCUCUUCUCCUCUCCCUCUUAAGUUGAACUCUAACCACAGUCCCACUCAUUCCGCCUACCCUCAGCCUUCUCCUACCAUUCAUUCUGAAUCCCUCUCAAUUUCUGAUGCUGCGUGUCGUUCGUCGUUUGAAAUUUCGUCCCACAAUUACGCGUAGUAGCCCAGAAGAACGACAUAUCAGACUUGAAAUCAUCAACGGAAAGAAUCUUUGAGUCCCCUCCAGGCGCAUGCCCGCUGGCAUUUAUGUGUCCAUCGAUGUCGACUCGAGGAAACGCUGGAAAUCGGCUAUCAGGGUCUUAUCAUCCGAACAAUCAGUAGCGUGGGGGGAUACUGUGAUUCUAUCAUCACAUACCUCACCUGCAUUAUCAGCGGAAAUCAGGGCGUCCUAUGAGGUCGAUCGAAUGCUAGGCAGUGGAGAAGUGAUCGGAAAACUUCAAAUGUCGUGGGAUGAACUACUCAAUCAUGGAGGUCAGCCAUUCAAUAUAUCCUUCCCACCCGUGCGCGGUGUCCAUCCUUUCCUCACACUGAAGGUUGCCAUUAUACAUACUUCCGACAAUCAAAACGGCGCACUAUUUGAAUCCCUCGUAGACUACAAAAUUGCGCGAGACACAGAUGUGGGCCACGCACGAUUGGCCAAAUACGUGACGAGCAAGAAGGUCUCUCACCUGAACGAUGCUGUAGAGCGUUUUCAGUUAGUUCUGGACCGGUGUCCGGUCAGCCAUCUAGACCACGCAACAGCUCUUACCAAUCUUGCGUAUGCACGCCUUGAAGGCUAUAUCGAAAACCAUCGUGAGGACAUCAAUACCACCACUUCCCUCUUCCGCGACGCCCUUGCAUUGCGUCCGCAGCACCAUCCCGAUCAUCCCUUAUCUCUAUAUAAUCUCACCACAGCGCUGACUUGGCGCUACAAGAAGAAACUCGUCCUCGAGUUCUGUCCUCUGGGCCAUCAACUCCGUCCCAGUGCCCUUCACUGGCUUGCACAGGCCGUCGAAGCCCGCUUCCAACAGUGUGGCAGCAUUGAUGAUAUAGACGAGACUAUACAACUUUGUCGUGAAGCCGUUCGACUGUGCCCCGAGGGACAUGCUGACUACGAUACCUACCUGAUCAGCUUGUCCUUAUCACUCGUGUUCCGCUUUAAUCACCAAGGCAAAUGUAAUGACCUCGAUGAGGCCAUCUUUUUGCAAGAAGAAGCGCUGUACCUGCGCCCUGUUGGGAACGAAUCUUGGUAUUCGUCAUUGAACAACCUAGGGAGCACCCUCCUCACCCGUAGCGACAUAAGCGGCGAAAUUGAUGACAUCACCCGAGCUAUCAGCCUCUAUCGCGAGGCCCUGAUGUUGUGCCCACCUGGGCAUCCACACCGUGACACCACGCUUGGCAACCUGGCCAACGCGCUUGAAACCAGAUAUGAUAAAUCAGAUGUCAGCGACGAUCUUAACGAGGCCAUUGAUCUGUAUCGCGAAUCCCUUCGCUUAAUGCAGCUUGACGAUCCAAGGCGCCAUGUGAAUCUUUACAAUUUUAGCUCAGCGCUCUGCUCUCGUUUCACGCACACUCAGGUGAAUGAAGAUGUUGAGGAGGCCAUUACUUUCUGCCAACAAUCAUUGGCGGUUCUGCCUUCACUACACCCGGACAGGUGUUUCAGCUACGCGUGGCUGCGGACGGCCUGUUUAUCUCGUUACCAGAUUCUACACAACUCUGCUGAUUUAUCGCUCGCAAUGGAGAACUUCCGACGAAUGGCAUCCAGUCAUCCUAGUCAAGGAUUUCCUCGGCGUAUCAAAGAGGCUAUUGACUGGGCUCGCCAAGCAGAACUUCAUCAACAUCAAUCUGCCCUCGAAGCAUACCAGAUGUGCUUUGAGCUUUUCGACAGCCACGUGAUGACGCGAUCAUCGCUUAUAUCACGGCGUGAGGCUGCAACCGCUUUUCGUGAUGCACAAUCAUUUCCUGUAGAUGCAGCCUCAUGUGUCAUACGUUGUGGUAAUUUACAACAGGCAGUUGAACUUCUGGAGCAAGGUCGUGGCCAGCAAUGGUCACUGGCAUCUCGACUCAGGACUCCAGUUGCAGACCUCGAAUCAGCAAAUCCGAGACUGGCGCACAAUUAUUUGGAGCUGAGCAAGCACAUUUCCAAUUUCGCACAGAGUUCUGCAAUUAUCACCGACAGAGCUGCUGUUGAUCGGGCAGCAACAGAGUAUAGGAGACUUCUGAAGCAAUGGGAAGCUGCGGUAGCUGAGAUACGUGAUCUUCGAGCGUUCUCACGGUUCCUACUCCCACCUUCAUACAAAGACCUACAAGCAGCAGCACGCCAUGGCCCGGUCAUUAUCCUCAUUGCGAGUCAACACUUGUGCAGCGCCAUCAUUAUCCCGACGUCAGGAGACCCCCAUCAUGUUCCCUUUCCGUCUGUCACUCUCGCAGAUCUGAACAAUCUCAAUGAUCGCUUCACCAGGGCAAUACGACAAGCAUCUCGGAUGAAUCCAACUGAGCCGAGGACGGAUCUAAUAGUACUCUCGCGGAUAAUAUGGGACGAGAUCAUGUUUCCCAUUGUCAACGUACUCGAGCACGUCCUCAAACUAAAGCGCCACUCUCGAAUCUGGCUGUGUCCAACUGCAGCUUUCACGUCCAUUCCUCUCCACGCAGCUAACCCCUUUCAAACAAAGGCAGAUCGCUCCAAGGAGCCAUGCCCGGAGGAUCUCUACAUCUGUUCUUACGCACCAACACUUUCGGCUCUGAUCAGAUCUAGAAAGUUGAUGAAGAAGCGUAUGCCUCCAUCCUUUAUAGCGAUCGGACAAGGUCCACCAGGUGUAGGGAAAGGCAAGGUGCUAUUGGCUGUUGACAGGGAGCUCGAGCUUGUCCAUAAGCUCGUCCCUGCGACUGCCAACUGCACCACUAUUUCUGGCGACGCAGCCACACGAGCAGGUGCACUCAAAGCUUUCCAGCAGAACACCUGGAUGCACCUUGCCUGUCAUGCCAAGCAGGACCCCACGCAGCCUUACAAUUCUCAUUUCGUCAUGAGAGAUGAACAUCUCACGCUGCUCGGUAUCAUGGAGAGAGACAUUCCGCACGCCGAGUUCGCGUUCUUAUCCGGUUGUCAUACCGCCGUUGGCGAUAAGAAGACGCCCGACGAAGUCAUUCACCUCGCAGCUGGUCUCCAGUUUUCGGGGUUCAAGAGCGUCGUUAGCGCACUGUGGGAGGUCGACGAUGUUUUUUUUUUUUUUUUUUUUUUUUUUUAA